UUAAACUAAACUGACGAAUACAGAUUACAGAUUUGUUUUUCAAUAAUCUCAAUACCUGAUCAGUGGUUUGAGUUUUCUACAAGAAAAAAAUAUUUUAGUUACAUUUGAUUAGAAAAUCGGUAUACAGACAACUAUUAUGAGUUUACAUAAGGCCAGAAUUAAAGCUUUUGAAGAUGUCCUCAGUACUGAUGAGAUUGACAUUAACAUACUUCAAUCAUUGGCAUUUAAUGGUAUUACAGAAGAAAAAGGCCUUCGUUCUCUGAUAUGGAAGAUAUUUCUUCACUACAUUCCAAAACAGAGAAACAAAUGGGAAGCCACACUUAAAAAACAAAGAUCCCUGUAUAAGGAGUUCAUAGAGGAAAUGAUAGUAUCUCCAGGUGGUCCCACUGAUCAUCCUCUAAGUAUAAGUCCUGAAAGCUCUUGGAGUAAAUAUUUCAAAGAUAAUGAAGUUCUUUUACAAAUUGAUAAAGAUGUAAGAAGAUUAUGUCCAGAGAUAUCCUUUUUUCAAUCCGCUACUGAAUUUCCCUGCUCAGAAGUAGUAAAUAGCAAUGGAUUGAAACGUUUACAUCAACGAGUGGAGCAAAAAGUUUUGAACUAUUCAACACUAGAACAAAGAGGAUUCGGAUUAGUCAAGCUCAACAAUGUUAUUCGUCGUACGGAGAAUCUAAGUGGGGACUAUGUACCAUUGAAGGAGGGAGCUGAAGCUCACUGGGAAGUGGUGGAGAGGAUGCUCUUCCUUUAUGCAAAGCUGAACCCUGGCCAGGGCUACGUCCAAGGCAUGAAUGAAAUAAUUGGACCAAUAUAUCAUACCUUUGCUGUUGAUCCUGAUAUGGAACAAAGAAAGAACGCGGAAGCCGACUGUUUCUUCUGUUUUACAAACCUGAUGGCUGAGAUACGAGAUUUCUUCAUUCGUUCACUUGACGAGACCGAGAGUGGUAUUAAUAAUAUGAUGUUUCGUUUAAGUGAACGAUUAAAAAUUAAUGAUUACGCUGUCUGGGAGAGACUUUCCAAGCAGGAGUUGCGACCGCAGUACUACAGCUUCAGAUGGCUGACACUUCUGCUGUCACAAGAGUUUUCUCUCCCCGAUGUUGAGCGUAUAUGGGAUUCCUUAUUCGCGGACAGCACUAGGUUCGAUUUCCUGAUAAGUGUCUGCUGCGCCAUGAUUCUGUUAGUGAGGGACGACUUAAUGACCGGAGAUUUUGCGUCUAACGUGAAGUUACUGCAACAUUUUCCACCCAUGGAUGUAUCUCUUAUUGUUACUAAAGCGAGAACAAUACGUUUGUAGAACAAAUGUGCCCCAAUUUUUUUUUAAUAUUUAAAUUUUCUAUUAUUUUAGUUCUUACAUGCCUUUAUAUAGUAUCUAAAACCUGGAGAAAUCGUGUUUCCCAUGAUUGAUAAGCUUUCAUAGUAAUCCGGAUUAUUAUAGGAAAAAAUUAACAUCUACAGCUGACUGUCUUAAAAUUUAUCACAAAAUAAUUUACUGUUAAUAUUGUCCAAUUUCUAUAUAGUUCGGGUAUAUUUAUAAAUUUUAUCAUAAUAUAUCUAAAACAUUUAAUUUCGCAAUAAUUACAUUACUAUGUUUUUUAUAUUGAAAACUUCAAAUAAGUAAUGAAUCUUUAAUAAUAGUAAUUUCCAGUAGCAUAAAAGGCCUAGUGCCGAUUCCAAUUUAAACUCAACAAUAAAUUAUAAGGCGAAUUGUUCAGAAAUCGACUGAUAUUUUUUACUAAAAUAUUCCUUAGUACAUAAUUAGGUGUAAUUUUUUUAUUGUAAGUACAAAACGUACGUAUCAACCGAAUCUCUUCUUGAUUAUUUUGAUUCAAUAUUACAAACAGGUAUAGGUUUAGUUAAAUGCCAUACACAUUAUAUAAAUGACAUAUUGUAAAUAUUAUAUGUAACUUUUAAUCAUAUCAUUAAUAAAUUUCGUCAAACGAUAUGAAUAUUAUGAGUAUUUCGUCAGAGCUUUUAAUACGUCAAACUCGUUGUAGCCAUAAGAUAAAUAUCAUUCGGUGUCGUUAUUUUUUAUUUUACAAAUUGUUGAAUUUUUAUACUAAGUCUCAAAUUUUUAAAAUUACAUAUAACCAAUAUUAACGUUUAUUAAAAUAUUAAUAAUGUUUACGAUAUUGUUUAAAUAGAGUAAGAUUGUAUCGAAUUUAAAGCCCCUUUUACAAAAAAAUGUUAAAUGUAUGUAGGUAAAGGCAUUUCAGCGAAUCUAAUAUAUUUUUAAUUUAAUUAGUUCCUUUUGCCUAGACCUAAUACUGUUAAGCAACUAACAUGAAUUUAAAUGUAAUUAUGUUGACAAUAAAAAUGGCAAAUAAUGUUUAUAAUUUAAUUACACUGCUAAGUUAAACAGUGUAAAGUUUAUUUUACUAUUUGAUAAUUAGAUUUAAAUGCAAAUGUCUUCAUAAAGGUCGCGUUUUGGAACUUAUAUAUCUAUCGUAUAUAAAUGUAGAAUAUUAUUCAAUUGUAUACUAAACAUUUGUAAGAAAAUAGCUGAGGUGUUCAUUCAUAUAAAUUAUUAUCUUUAAAAAUGACCUUGGUUUGCUGGUGUUAUUUUCAUUGCAUGUGUAUUGAACAACCCAGUACAUUUCUAUUUUAGAAAUGUUUGCAAUAAAUUUUAAAGUAAAAAAAAUUGCUUUCAUUGCAAUAAAACAAGAAAACGGCUUUAAAGAUUUAAUAUAAAUAAAAAUUAAAACCAAUUUGUACAUAUUCAUCGAUUGACAAUAGAAA
Messenger RNA from Pieris brassicae (large cabbage white), 2727 nucleotides. RefSeq names its product TBC1 domain family member 13. The record is from RefSeq and is a predicted model, not a curated record. NCBI's taxonomy places the organism in Eukaryota, Metazoa, Arthropoda, Insecta, Lepidoptera, Pieridae. The transcript has 9 exons. Bases 137 to 1285 code for a protein of 382 amino acids. Gene Ontology annotation, molecular function: GTPase activator activity. Gene Ontology annotation, biological process: intracellular protein transport; activation of GTPase activity.